AUGAACUGGAUCAACGGACUAGAUCAUCUCUACCGCGAUUCAGUUUUCUUGUGGCUCUACGGCGCAGCGGGCGCUGGAAAGUCUGCAAUUGCACAAACAAUCGCGGAGAUGCUGGAUAGCCGGAAUGGGUGUAUCGCUAGUUUCUUUUUUGCAAGGGAUGACCCGCAUCGAGGAACGGCCAGGUUUCUUGUUCCGACGCUGGCGUACCAGUUGGCGGUGAAGCUUCCGCCUGUGUUUCGAGCUUGCGUGGUGCAGGUAUUCGAGAAUGAUCCUCUAGUUGUGACUCGAUCGUUCGAGUCACAAUUCACUGCACUCAUUAAAGGCCCUCUUCUCCAGCUCCUCCAGAAUGGAUGUACAUUCGACCACAAUAUCGUGAUUAUCAUCGAUGGCUUGGAUGAAUGCGAAGACUCUAAAGUUCAAGCCAGAAUUGUCUACGCCGCAUUUCGUGUGCUCCAGGAUGAAUCCAUCCCGCUGAAAAUUCUCUUAGCAAGCCGCCCGGAAGUGGCAAUAUCAUCUGCAUUCAGUUUGAAGGGGCCUGAGGAGUUGACAAUAGUCGCGCUGGAUGACGACUAUCAAUCGCGAGAGGACAUUGAAUAUUUCUUGGUGGACAGCUUUUGCAAGAUCAAGUCACAGCAUUGCCGUCGGGCGCAUAUCCCUGAAGGGUGGCCCUCGCCGAGUCAAAUCACUACCCUUGUAGAGCGGUCCUCAGGCCAGUUUAUUUAUGCGUCAACGGUGGUGAAAUAUGUCGAGUCAUCUCGCCAUCGUCCGACGCAUAGACUGGAGAUUGUGCUUGGCGUACGGCCCACCAUGGCAGGCGACAAUCCGUUCGCCGAGCUCGACGCGCUGUACCGUCAUAUCCUGAUGGGAGUCGAAGAAGUGGAUCUAAUACUGAAAAUUCUCGCGUUCGUCACCUUCUGCCCUCCCGGCUUCUACGACGAAGUUUCAGUGAGCUUUGUAGAAGCCUUUCUAUCUCUCGAGACAGGCGAUGCGCAGGUUUUGCUGCACAACCUUGCUUCGCUUGUAUCGCUGGAUGAUUGGGUUGGCGUGAGGGGCCCUUUGGGCCAGAUUUCGCGUGCGCCGUGGAUCCGAAUUUUGCACGCGUCGUUGAAGGACUAUCUAGUCGAUAAGAGCCGGUCGAGGGAUUUGUAUAUUGAUCCACCCAAUAUGCAUGCCUUUUUUGCUCAGCUGUCGUUCAGUCACAUAUCUGCUGGUAGGAAAUCUGGUUAUUAUGAAGCUGGGAUAAAAAUCUGA
Messenger RNA from Psilocybe cubensis, 1251 nucleotides. RefSeq lists its product as uncharacterized. The record is from RefSeq and is a predicted model, not a curated record. NCBI's taxonomy places the organism in Eukaryota, Fungi, Basidiomycota, Agaricomycetes, Agaricales, Agrocybaceae. The transcript has a single exon. Bases 1 to 1251 code for a protein of 416 amino acids.